This is a messenger RNA of Micromonas pusilla CCMP1545, 294 nucleotides long. RefSeq lists its product as uncharacterized. Bases 1 to 294 code for a protein of 97 amino acids. The record is from RefSeq and is a predicted model, not a curated record. The transcript has a single exon. Lineage: Eukaryota; Viridiplantae; Chlorophyta; Mamiellophyceae; Mamiellales; Mamiellaceae.
AUGCCCGUGCGCUGUGUCUAUUUCCACACGCAUACUUUUUUCGCGAUUACUGUACAACUCGAUCCGUCUGAUAUGAGCCUGCCUGCCACGGUGUUGGACCGCCCGUUUGGGCGAUGGUCCGCUCUGUCCAAGUGUUGCGCUCAGAUGAAAGUUUUGGCGGUCGACGAUGAGCGCCGGCGCUCCUUGGGUUUACCGGCGCAUCGAUCCCAAACACAAUCUCCUUCUUUGUUCGGUUUAUCGCGUCGCCCGCGUGAACUUGAUGAUGAGGCUAGUGGAUUAGGAAGAGCCGUAUGA